GAGUAACGGGUGGUGAUGUGCCUUUAAGAAUACGAUUCGCUGCCAUUUGUAGCGCUGAACCUGAAACUUGGGAAUUCAAGCGAUAAAGCACGUUCAAUUACGAGUCUUCAGGAAGUGACGGACUGAAUGGGGGGGAUCGCAAUAAACAAUUGAAAACAGUCGAUCGAAAAGACUGAAUUAGAAAAGAAGAGUGCAAGAUUUUCGGAAAGUCGUGUUGCAGUAACGGAGUACCUCGUUCUUUCCAAAUAAGUUGUGAUCGACUUGAAAACCUAGAUUUACACGGCAGUAUUUCGACGGAGGCGUGCACUUUCCUUUAACUUUUUUGCAACCUGUACAGGAUGGUACCUUCAUCGCUUUGCCGUAAAAUAGAGGAAGACGUCCUACUCGUCGUAUACUUUGUUUAUGGAGAGCAUAUAUUCUGCACGCACUGUGAUAAACUGAAGCUUUAAUUGCAAAUUAAUUUGGAACGCCGGAUAAAUCUUUUCAACGCGUUUUUCUGACUCUGCUGUAGUUUACGUUUUUGGGAUGUUCGCUGGGUGGAAUUUGCCGAUUUCACUUUACAUUAAUGUAGUUAUUUUGGUGCAUCUACUGCUCGGAGUGUCUGUGUUUAGUUCAGAACUGAAGGUGAGGGUUCGUUUGGUGGACGGCCAGGUCGCAGAGGAGACGCUGGAAGCGGACAGCGAGCAGGACAUCAUCACCCUGGAGUUCAAGCAACGUGAUGGCACCUUGAUUACUUUUGUCGCCGACUUCAAAAAAGAGGUGAAGAUCUUUCGAACCCUGAUCCUGGGCGAGCUGGAGCGCGGUCAGAGGCAGUAUCAGGUCUUAUGCUUUGUAACCAGGCUUAACCACAAUGAGCUCAUCUCCAGCGAAUCCAUGGCCCGCCUACGUCAGAAAAACCCACGGGCGAUUCGCUCAGCAGAGGAGCGACGGGGCAUGGAACAGCUGAGCAUGGGCAUGGCCGUCAAUCUGAGCCGUGCCGGGCAGCUGAGCCCCCACCUCCGUAACGUGUGCAGAGAGGCGGGUGCUGCCAUCUACACCCAACAGGCCGACGCCCAGCACUGGUUGGACCAUGGUGUGGAAGGGGCCACAUUCCAGCCGCUGCCCCAGUCAUGGGAGGGGCCGGGCUUGGAGGACUGUCCGUCCUCGCCGGGCCUGUGGCAGCCCUGCGUCUGCCGCUACAGCCUGCGCCUGGAGUGGUACCCCUGCUUGCUGCGCUACUGCCACACCCACGCCGCCAGAGCCAGUCCCUACAAAUGCGGCAUCAGGAGCUGCAGCAAAGGCUUCCACUUUCGCUUCUAUGUCCCCUAUAGGCAUCUCUGUCUGUGGGAUGAGGAGGACACCUAGACGCACUGCCAGAGGUCCUCUGCAGCCCGACUCUACUGUCUUAUCCUCCAGCAUCCUGCCACAUUCACUUCUACAUGAGCUGGCAUUGGGGCUCUAUACUGCCCCCUUGUGGCAAAUAGCCUGUAUCUGCGACUGAUGCGGUCAAUUCCUGUUCCUCUGAGAAAGAAAGAUUGUUGUAAGGACUGUUGAAAUCCCUUGGUGUGAAUCAGGUUAGCGGCUUCGUUUCUGCAAAACGACUGAUUGACUGGUUUCACUUUGUGGGGUCGUUAGUGUUUUCCUGAAGAUGGGACAUGAUGAUACAGAGUGCCAGUUUGUCUUAAUUUAGGAGGAUAAAAGCCCGCCUGGGACCAAUAGGGCAACAUUAGAGUGCGGUCUGGCAGUGUAUCAAUGUGCACCUAUGAUGUAGCUCUCGCCUGAUUGGUGCGUGCUCAUUAGGGUCGGUACGGCAGGAGAAUUCCACAGAGACCCCCCCCCCCCCCCCAUCUUCAUGCUUGCAGAUACAGAACACCUUCAUUACUUAUUUUCACAUACAGAUAAUCAGUUGACAGACAGAAGUUUUCCAUAGUUUCCCCAUUGGAUUGUCACAGAUUUUCUGUUAUAUAGAGGUAAAUUAUAAGGAACAUAUCCAUUUUCAGGAAAUGACCAGCUGAGCAGAGAUAGCGGGAGGGAGGCAGGAGCUCUGUCCAGCCUGUGAUGUCAUCAUGGCAUCCUCUAUCCCGAAUGUGUGAGCGGCCUGGAGGCUUUUAGCUUAUAACACGCAGCUCAGACUCAUUACAGCUCAUUUCUUUUCAGGUCAGUUUAAUCCCAUUGAAUAGAAAGUUCACAGUUUAAGAUAUAGAGUUUAGAGAGAGAGAGAGUGUGUGUGUGUAUGUGUGUGUCUUUGAGUGUCUUUGAGAGUGACAUAAGAUGAGCAGGACCAAGUCUGACGUGAACUAAAAUUGGUGUGAAAUUUCCCAUUUUCAGCAAGCGGUUUCAUUUUUACAUGUUCAUAGGUGGGAUUUGUGUCGUGUGCCAUUGUCUGGAUGAUCUUACAGCUUUUUGGUAACUAUGUGCUGGUGACAGGAGUUUUGGCAGCUUAUUGUUGGGUCUCCUUCCGAAAUAGAAACUUGGGCCACUUCAGAUAAGACCUUCAGAUAAGUCUUCUCCUCGAAAGGGAAUCGUUUGCCUGCCCAAACAUGCUUAUUCUUUGGAAUACUGCAUUUUCUUGCAAGUAUUCAGUUAAAGGCAUUACUUUUCUUAGCCACACAAGUUUCUUUCCAUUUCAGGGAUUUAAUUGAAACCAAAGAAUGCAUUGCUCUGUCAAUAAUGAGAACUGAGCCCUUCACUCAUAGGGGAUUUGGAAUUUUGACAUGAUUGUGGCAAAUGACAGGAUUGUGAGUUUAUUUUCACAAGUCUAUGCCUUAUUAGGCUUUGUCCUCUGAGGAGUGAGAUAUGCCUCUCAGUGCCUCUCAACAGAUUAAUGAUGCUGAAAGCCUUAAGAGAAGAACACUGCCACCUGCUGUUUCUGUGAAGGAAUUAAAUGUCUGUGCGUCACAGAAAUAUAUACCUUUAAGUGUCUGAUGCCCCUUAUCUGUUAGAGUUCUGUUUGACUAAAGAGUAACGCAGUGCUAUACAACAUGUAGUGGUAUUUAUUAAAAUGUUUAAUUUUGUUUAUGCUAAGCUCUUUAAAAUCAUAUCAGUUAACUGCCACUUCGGAAAAUUUCGUACAGGUGCCUUAAUACGUCAUGCAGCUAAAAUAAAACUUUAUUUUUAUAUUGAAAUGUGGACAAAGGACGAAUACAAAGUAACUUGGGAGGUAUAAAGUUAUUUAAGCCUACAUAGAAAUAUGUUGUCCUGCACACAAUAAAGGCGUUUCAUUGAUUA
Messenger RNA from Paramormyrops kingsleyae, 3207 nucleotides. It is a transcript of the gene oafa, whose product is annotated as OAF homolog a (Drosophila). The record is from RefSeq and is a predicted model, not a curated record. Lineage: Eukaryota; Metazoa; Chordata; Actinopteri; Osteoglossiformes; Mormyridae.